Molecule: messenger RNA, 1509 nt
Organism: Aspergillus novofumigatus IBT 16806
Lineage: Eukaryota; Fungi; Ascomycota; Eurotiomycetes; Eurotiales; Aspergillaceae
Product: proteasome regulatory particle lid subunit RPN11
Exons: 4
Coding region: 281-1288 (335 amino acids)
Biological process (GO): protein deubiquitination; proteasome-mediated ubiquitin-dependent protein catabolic process
Cellular component (GO): proteasome regulatory particle, lid subcomplex
Molecular function (GO): metallopeptidase activity; proteasome binding; protein binding
Source: RefSeq, a predicted model, not a curated record
CGAUCACGCCCAGCUAAGGAUGUUGCUUAGAUCUCCGGAGCAUCACCACUCAACCAGCUGGCUCGUUCUAUUUCUACAGUCAUCCUUUUCUCCAUCUAAGCUCAACUCCUCCUUCAACCGGGCUACCUAACAUUUAAUUCCAUUGACUUCUACUCACUUCGCCCUCUACGCAACAGAAAAUCUGCCUCUGUGUCGCCGACCGACUGUCGCGCCGUCAUUGCUUCCAUAGAGGAAGCUAUUCUACAUUCUUUCCUAGUUCUUUCAGAGUCUCUGGGUCACCAUGGACCGACUCAAUCGGAUGCUUCAGGCCGCCCAGGGCAUGGGUAUGGGAAGCGCGGCUCCAGGUGGUGACACCCCGAACCUGAUCGACAACUCCGAGACCGUACACAUUUCAUCACUAGCUUUGUUGAAGAUGUUAAGACAUGGUCGGGCAGGUGUGCCUAUGGAAGUCAUGGGCCUGAUGCUGGGAGAGUUCGUCGAUGAAUACACAGUUCGUGUGGUUGAUGUUUUUGCCAUGCCCCAGAGCGGUACUGGUGUCAGCGUUGAGGCCGUGGACCCUGUUUUUCAGACCAAGAUGAUGGAGAUGCUUCGGCAAACUGGACGGCCGGAGACAGUCGUUGGAUGGUACCACUCCCAUCCUGGUUUUGGCUGCUGGCUUUCGUCCGUGGACAUCAACACUCAGCAGUCAUUCGAACAGCUCACUCCCCGAGCAGUCGCAGUUGUUGUUGAUCCGAUUCAAUCCGUUAAGGGGAAGGUUGUCAUCGAUGCCUUCCGACUGAUCCAGCCUCAGACCGUUGUCAUGGGCCAGGAGCCCCGGCAAACGACAUCCAACUUGGGCCACCUGAACAAGCCAUCAAUCCAGGCGCUCAUCCACGGAUUGAACAGACAUUACUAUAGCAUCGCUAUCAACUAUCGCAAGACGGGCCUGGAGGAGAACAUGCUGAUGAACUUGCACAAGCACGUGUGGACAGAAGCAUUGCAGAUGAACGACUUCCAUGAGGAAGGCCAGCACAACGUGGAGCGGAUGAAGCAGCUAGUGAGCCUUGCUGAAGGUUACGAGAAGCGGGUCAAGGAGGAGACAGAGCUCACCAAGGACCAACUCAAGACGCGAUAUGUUGGAAAGGUUGACCCCAAGAAGCACAUUGAAGAUGUGAGCCAGCAACUGAUCGAAGACAACAUCGUUGCGGUAUCGCGGCAGAUGAUUGACAAGGAGGCUUCGGUGGCGCGUUUAUCCAGCGGAAAGGGAGCUCAAGAGGGGACGGGCAUGGAUGUGGACGAGGAACUAUAGAUACACUCCGGAGGAAGAUGAGGAAUGCCAACCGACGUUUUCCCCUAUGUUCUGGAGCUCUAUACCUGACUUCUAUGGACCGAAGAGAUGAAAUUACACAUAGAUAAAUGAUGCUUGAUAUAGUAUGAAUGGUUGAGACAAUGCGCAUCGAGAAAAUCCUUAGCCAGACGGUGUGUCACUAUUUAUUGCACUGAAUUUUGGCAGUCGGCUUCUUCAAAUUC